AUGCUCCUGCUCCUGCUCCUGCUGGUUCCUGCCAUACUACUCUACAUUUCCCACCGCAUCGUGCGGCCUACUCUGACUCUGGCAAAGAAGAAGAAGCCGAGCAGCCAUGGCCUCCGGAGCCACCCGCUGCUUGGCCAUCUCCACGCGUUCCUCAAGAACCGCCACCGCUUCCUCGACUGGUCGACCGAGCUCAUCGUCGGCAGCCCGGAGCGGAGGAUGGGCUUCUGGAUUCCCGGGAUGAUCACCUGCUUCAUCACCGGCAACCCGGCCGACGUCGAGCACGUCCUGCGCACCAACUUCGCCAACUACCCCAAGGGCGACAGCACCAUCCCCGUCAUGGCCGACUUCCUCGGCCACGGCAUCUUCAACUCCGACGGGGAGCAGUGGCUCUGGCAGCGCAAGAGCGCCAGCCGUGAGUUCACCACGCACUCGCUCCGGGGUUUCGUCAUCGAUUCCGUGCAGUCCGAGGUCAGAAACAGGCUUCUGCCCUUGCUGCGACGCGCGGCGGCCGGCGGCGGCCACAUGGUUCUCGACAUGCAGGACGUGCUCGAGCGCUUCGCGUUCGACACCGUCUGCAUGAUCUCCUUCGGCCACGACCCGUGCUCCCUCGCCGACGACGGGGUCUUGCCAGACGGCAAGUCAGACUUCAUGCGCGCCUUCGUCGAGGCGCAGGACCUCACCGUUAAACGCUGGCUCGAGGUCACCUGGAAGAUCAAGAGGUGGCUCGACAUCGGCAAAGAGCGCCGCCUGAGGAAGGCCAUCGCCGAUGUACACGGGUUCGCCAUGGACAUCGUCCGCACCCGCCGUCAAAGCUCGUCUGGGAAUAACAGAGAUGACCUUCUUUCAAGGCUCGUGGCGAGCGGCGAUCACGGCGAUGAGGCGCUCCGGGACAUCGUCCUCAGUUUCCUGCUAGCCGGCCGCGAGACGACGUCCUCGGCUCUGACGUGGUUCUUCUGGCUCGUCUCUUCCCGGCCGGACGUUGUCGCGCGCAUCGCCGACGAGGUCCGCUCGGUUCGGUCCACAACGGGCACCCGCCCUGGCGAUCCGUUCACGUUCGACGCGCUCCGGAGCAUGCAGUACCUGCACGCCGCGCUCACCGAGUCGAUGAGGCUCUACCCACCGGUGGCGAUCGACUCCUCCGAGACAUGUGCGGCGGAUGACACGCUCCCCGAUGGCACGCACGUCGGUGCAGGAUGGUCCAUCACAUACAGCGCGUACGCCAUGGGGCGGCUCGCCACGAUAUGGGGCACGGACUGCGCCGAGUUCAAGCCCGAGCGGUGGCUCGACGACCAUGGGGCUUUCCGGCCGGUGAGCCCGUUCCUAUACGCGGUGUUCCACGCCGGACCCAGGACGUGCCUUGGGAAGGAGAUGGCAUACGUGCAGAUGAAGUCCAUUGUCGCCGGUGUUCUCGAAGAAUUCGUGGUCGACGUCACCGGCAGCGGCGUGCCGGAGCACGCGCUUUCGAUAACCCUGAGGAUGAAGGGUGGCUUGCCUGUCCAAAUAAGCACAAGGCUGGAAGUCUAG
Molecule: messenger RNA, 1524 nt
Organism: Triticum turgidum subsp. durum (durum wheat)
Lineage: Eukaryota; Viridiplantae; Streptophyta; Magnoliopsida; Poales; Poaceae
Source: the annotation of a GenBank genome assembly